AUGAAGCAGCUGUUGUCUAAGGCAUGGCGCUAUCGUCAAAACGGGUGGCGACAAGCAGCUGUGCUCAACACGGUGGGUAUAUCCAUUUUCACUCUCUUGACUAUCGCUCUUCUGGCCUGGAGCAGCGCGAAACUUGGCACCAUCAACGGGAAUGUCAUCCUCUUCAGAGGCAAUUGUGCCACCACCAAGAAAGCUAACAUAUGGCUGCAUCUACUUCUCAAUGUCUUCUCCACGGGAAUACUCGCCUCGUCCAACUUCUUCAUGCAAGUUUUGAGCUCUCCAUCCCGGAGCGAAGUGGAUUCUGCCCACAGGAAGAGCAUCUCCCUUGAAGUCGGCGUUCCAUCCAUCAGAAACCUCUUUUUCAUCUCCAAUUUUAAGAAGAUAUGCUCGUUUCUCUUUUUCCUCAGCUCAAUCCCAGUCCAUCUGUUCUUCAACAGUGCCAUCUUUACCACCGAUUAUCAAGGGAGUAAGUGGCAACUUACUAUCGCGUCAGAAGGCUUCGCCAAUGGCGCCCAAUACUUCCCGCCAGGCGCAUUGCUCUUGCCCGCUGGUGCAGCUACGGGUGUAACGGGAUACGGUCAACCAGUUAGUCUUACCGAUUACUUAGACCAUGAUUCAGAAGUGAUUGAGAAAAUUUCAUCUACGGCUAAAGAAUCCCGCGGCUGGAAACGCAUCGAGGUUCCCGAGUGCCGAUCACAGUAUCAGUUUUGCUCCGCGCGCACUAAAUACGGUGAUGUGGUGAUGGUUGUCGAGUCCCACAACUCAAGUUUCAUGUUCAGCAGAGACAAACGUCUGGGUUGGACGCGAGACGGCAUCUUCGAACCUCCGUCUCGCAAUGCUGCUCAAUUUUGGGACCCGUAUGUCCCUGCUUCGGAAAGCAAUUCUCUUUGGUUUUCUUCUAUGUGUAGCACGGAGGCAGAUCUUAACCCACGGACGCAUCGCUUUGCAGGAUGUUUUCAAAACUGCAGCCGUGCUUACGGACAAAUUGAUAGGGGAUACGACGUCCUUCCCGCAGACAGGAUCAACCCACAUUAUAGCUUUAACUUUUUGCUGGACGAGUUUGUUGAGGCCAGCUUGCAAUCAAAAAGACCGAUAGUUAAGUCUCAAAAUGCCUUGAAGUUUGACCUGAAAUAUUGUUUAGUUCAAGAGAUCGACCCAGUUUGCAAAGUCGGCCUCUCAACCAAAGUGCUGCUGAUCGUCGUCGUCUGCCUUAUAACGAAAACAUGCCUAUGUAUAGUGGUCCUUGCAACAUCACCUCCAGAGGAUCCUCUGGUCGUGCCAGGAGAUGCUAUUGUCUCGUUCAUCACAGCGCCAGAGGAGAAAACUGCGGCAAGAUGCACACUGGAUCGUUUCGUUGCAGACAGGACUUCGAGCAGCAUGACAUCCAGACCGAUACAACCUCAACAGGAACCACCACCACAGCCGCAGCAAUGGCGCCGAAGAAAUCGGCGAUGGCUUUCAGCUAUACCAAUUUCAGCAUGGGUGCGGAGUUAUUUUAUUUUCACAGGCGUAAUUAUCUUCUUGGUCGCCAUGUUUGUGACUGCAAACAACACGUACCCCGUCAAGGGCGGCUUUCUAGCCAGCAAGCCUUCUCUCAUAGCCCACACAAUGGCCUCCUAA
Coccidioides posadasii C735 delta SOWgp is the source of this 1620-nucleotide messenger RNA. NCBI's taxonomy places the organism in Eukaryota, Fungi, Ascomycota, Eurotiomycetes, Onygenales, Onygenaceae. The record is from RefSeq and is a predicted model, not a curated record.